AUGUUCGACUUUCUCAUCGAUACCGUCCCUCGUGAAGAAGCGACAAGCCACUCCAAGCGAGGCGGCUCCGACCCCAGCGGCGGCGCCGGUGGUGGCAGCGCGGCGUCGGCCAGCAUUACUGCUGCCGCUGCCGCUGCCGCUCAGCAAGGUGUCGCGGGCGGUGCUAGCGUGUAUCCCAUGAGCGGCGAGGACGAUUAUGACUACUGGGCCAGUGCUCCCGCCGGCUACCAGGUCUUUUACUAA
Messenger RNA from Sporothrix brasiliensis 5110, 243 nucleotides. RefSeq lists its product as uncharacterized. The record is from RefSeq and is a predicted model, not a curated record. The coding region runs from base 1 to 243 and encodes 80 amino acids. Lineage: Eukaryota; Fungi; Ascomycota; Sordariomycetes; Ophiostomatales; Ophiostomataceae. The transcript has a single exon.